AUGGCUCUCCAGGACAUUCUGGGUACGAAUCGCCUUUCACAGUCACCGUGUUGGCCUCUGUCACCCCCCGGCCGGAGGACAGUACGCCCACCCUUCUUACUAUCCCAUGGCACAACUACCCUGGCGUUUCGCUGCAGCCACGGGGUGGUGGUGGCUGCAGAUACACGCUCCUCCUGCGGCAGCCUCAUCUGCGAUCCGGCUUCCCGUAAGGUCAUCACGCUCCACCGCCACCUGAUAGCGACCACGUCCGGGACCUCUGCAGACUGUGCCGCUUGGCUCCGUAUUCUGCGCUGCUCCCUACGCCUGAGGCACCUCCACGAGGGGCAGCAGCCCAGCGUGGCCGGGGCAGCAAAGCUGCUGGCUCGUCUGCUGCAUGGAUGCCACAGCAAAGAUCUCUGCGUGGCCACCCUGCUGUGUGGUUGGGACCGCACAGGGCCCGGAUUGCAUUACGUGUACAGCGAUGGUACUUGCUUCUCCGGAGAUGUCUUUUCGGUCGGCUCCGGGUCCCCCUAUGCCUACGCUGUCUUGGAUGGGGCCUACCGCUAUGACCUUCCAGUCGGGGAGGCUUUUGCCCUGGCCCGCCAGGCCGUAGCUCACGCGGCCUGCCGAGAUGCCUACUCUGGAGGCAACGUUGACCUCUACCACGUUGAGCAAAACGGGUGGAUCUGUGUCUCCCGGGAAGACGUGGGCCGAGUCUACCAAGUUUUGGAGGAAACGGCAGAAGAGGAGGGGGGUUUGUGA
Molecule: messenger RNA, 741 nt
Organism: Heteronotia binoei (common prickly gecko)
Lineage: Eukaryota; Metazoa; Chordata; Lepidosauria; Squamata; Gekkonidae
Gene: PSMB11
Product: proteasome subunit beta 11
Exons: 1
Coding region: 1-741 (246 amino acids)
Cellular component (GO): proteasome core complex
Molecular function (GO): threonine-type endopeptidase activity
Source: RefSeq, a predicted model, not a curated record